UCAAGGUAGAAGAAAUGAUUUUAAAUUUCUUGCAGUUAGCAGCAUACAGUAUUUAGGUAAAUUCAUUUAUUGGAAAAUGUCAGAAUUGUGCAUUCCGUUUUUGAUUGUGAUAUUAUGUAGUAAUGGUUCUUUCAGUGAAUCUUUAGACGAACAACUUAAAUUGAUGUUCAAUAGAUCGGAUUUACGUUGUCCUAAAGAAUGCGAAACCCAAGAAUUCCUCAACGAAAUGAGAUUUGAAAAUAGUAUGGAAUGUUGUACAUGUACGGCUGAAUCAUUAUGGAUAGUUGAAGGAAAUGUAAAUGGAAAACUAAAUGAUACUUAUGUUGGACAUUUUGAUGUCUCGUUUGUCAAAAAUGAUAUUGAAUUGAAAGUUAAAGACCAUGAUGUUCAUUUCUAUAACUUGAUCUACACUUACGGAAACCUCACUGCCGUUCCAAUUUCAGUCUGCAAUUUUAAUACAAUUGUCUACAUCGACUUGUCAUUCAAUCAAAUUAUAGAUAUCCGAAAUAUCACAUGCUUGUCUCUACUAGAUACAUUACUUUUGGCGGGAAACAAAAUACAAUCUUUGAAUGCUGAAGUAUUCCAUGAAUUUAAACAUCUCAGAAGAGUUGAUGUUUCUUUCAACCAAAUCACCGAAUUGGAACCGAAGUUUUUCCUAUAUAUGGAGGGUAGUAUGUUUCAUUUUGAUCUAUCGUAUAACAAUAUGACAGAAAUCGACGUCACAAACAUGGUUUGGACGAGACAAAUAUACUUCUGCACUGUUAACUUUUCUCAUAAUGCUCUGAACGAAAUAACAAAUCCCUCAAACUUUUCAUUUCAACCAGAACAAGAUUUCGGCCGUGGGGGAUAUCUCGACUUCACAUAUAACAAUUUUAGCCAUUUUUUCAACUUUGAAAAAAUCGGUUUUCAUGAUUUGAAAUUAUUUGGAAAAAUGCAAUUUUACAGUUUCGACUUUCAGUAUAACAACUGGAUAUGCGAUUGCAAAUUCUAUCCAUUUGUAUCGCAGGCUACUAUUAGUUCUUACAUUUUAUAUGCAAGUCAUGUCAACUUCAAAUGUAACAGCCCACCACAGUUUAAGAAUAAAAUUAUUAAAAACUUCCAGCACUAUCCAGAUUUACUUAUCUGCAACAUUUCAAUGUCUGCAAGAUGUCCUCACAAAUGUCAUUGCUUCUAUCAACCAAGUCAGGACAAAACUGUUGUCAAUUGCCGUACGAAAUUAUCGUCGAAAAAAUUUCCGUUAGUUUUACCAGAAUACCAGAACUUAGCUUUAGACUUUUCUAAGAAUUUAAUUUCUGAUCUAGAUAACCAGUUUGAAAGAACAAAGAAUUACACCUCCCGAAUAAAAGAAAUCAAUCUUGAAGGAAACAAUAUCGAAAGUAUUUCGGAAUUUGUUGUGUCUCAGCUAAAAAGUACCACGAUGAUUAAUAUGAAACAUAACCCGAUAACAAGUAUUGAUAUGUCCCUAAGAAACUUACGGCCUUGCAAUGUUCAGUUAGGACGACUAGAUAUUGUUUGUACAUGUAACGAUCUUUGGUUCCAGAGUUGGCUACCGUCAUCAACAAUGCCUUGCUAUAAUAACACAUGGAUAUUCUGUAAGACCAACACUGGUUACAAAUCUAUUACUCAGAUUACAAAAAGCGAGCUAGGUUGUACAGAAUAUUAUCAUCUUAAAUGGUUCAACUUAUGUAUUGGAAUCAUAGUUAGCCUUGUCGUGAUAUUCGCAUUUACGGGCUAUAACUUCUAUAUUGAAAUUUAUAUUGUAUGGCGACGCUUUUUAAGAAAACUUAGCAGGCCAGUUUCUAGAACCUUUUUUCAAUAUGAUGUCUACAUAUCUUGCAAUGAAGAAGACGAUGGACUUCGUAAUUGGAUAUCGAAUGAGCUUUUACCGCAUCUGAACGAAAGGGGACUUAAAUCUUUUCUACCGUAUCGCGAUUGCCAACCUGGUAGACCACGCGAAGAAGAAAUAAUUGAUACCGUAUCGAAAUCUAAAAGCAUUCUCGUUCUUCUAAGCGACCUACAUCAUUUAGAACGUGAAAGCACGAAAGCUUGGAUUUCUUGUGAGUGGAAAUAUGCCUGGUUGAAUUAUCGAGAAGAUUUUUUGAAAAAUGUUAUUAUCAUAAAUUAUGACUUUCUAUAUAAUCGUGAUGUUUCUAACAGGUAUAUACAAGCUUUUAUGAGAGCUAGUACUUGUAUUGAUUUUUCUAACUAUAGAAAGGAUAUGUGGUCGUCAUUAAAUUCUUUGCUAGGACUUUCUUCUCCGAGUUAUGGAUUUAGAUAUCAUCGGUUUCAAAACAGUCUGGAUACAGCUGCGAUUUAUUUACAAACUUGAUGUCGGUAUCAAUCGGUUUUCAAAUAUUCACUUUUUACAGUUAUCUUUACAGUUUUUGUACAUGGAAAAUUAAAGUUAAUCACCUUUUUCUAUGAAGAACAAGAUGAUCGAGUAUUAGUAUGUGUAUAUAUAAAAUAGAAUAUAGCAAAGUGCUCUCGACCAAUCAAACUGUAAAAUUUGGUGUUCAUUAAGUAUGAAGAAUGAAUGUAAACAUGUUUUAAUUAAGGUAUAAGAAUAUUAUUUUAACCUAUUUACAGUUUAAAAAAAAAAGAACUUAUAGAAAUGAGUCACAACUGCCAGAUGCACAUUCAUCAAAUUGACAGGAUUAUUGUUAAAAGUUCAGUUUAGAAAAUAUGUUCGAAGUUUACGUGUGCAAUAUAUUUGGUAUCAUUUAGGUUAUUAGGUGAAUAUUUUUAGAACUUUAAAAUUCCAAAAUAAAAAUAGCUAACAUCAAAGCAAUGUAAAAGACGAAAGAAAAUAAAAAUCACUUCUUCUAUUAAAUUUAACCUUAAUCUUUAGCCAAUACGCUUACCAAAAAUCCAAUUACUGUAUCCGCAGUAAGAAGGAAUAGCAAUUUCAAAUAUACCGGUACAUACAUGAGAUCAAACAUCAAAUGUAUCUUUUCAAUCUUCAAAAACGUUUUCUUUUAAUUGUUAAAUUUAAGUUAAUUAAGUAGCAUUUGAUGUAAGAUGCUGAAAUACAAUUGGUUUUAGAAUGCGCUAUAGUGUUGUAUCUGUUUUUUGCAGCAAAUAAACAAAAAGACAAUUCACACUCAUACUCACAAUUGAGAAACUCAUACAAUUUCUACCAUUCCAUUGUACCGUUGUGUCAACUUAAGUCUAAAACACAUUUUGUUAGAAUUUCCCAAACUAAAAGUACAUUUGUACGUCUUCACAUCACUUAGACUAAUAUAUAAGUAAAACACAUAAGAAAGGAGUCAUCGAUUAAUUAUAAACAUUGCACUAACAAUGGAACAAAUUCAUGAAUAAAACCAAUCAAGAGAUCAUUUGAGCCUUGAGCACUUUACCAUAUUUUAAGUUUGUAAGAGAAUGAUUAUCCCUUUCUUAAUGAUAAGUACUCUUUAAUGCUCGUACUUAAUCAUCACGAGAGAGAUCAUCAUUCUAUUACAUAUACACAAGUCAUAUACAAGUCAGAUAACAACCGAUCUAUGAUUUUGAACUAAGAAGAGUAAUUGAAUGUUUGUGCAUUAUUGUACUAGGUUAAAACUACCCAUUUUCAUUUCAAAUUUCAAUUUUAUAAACUUUCAAACCAUCUAAAUUUAAUUUGCUAAUGCGAUCUUAAAAAUAAGACGUUUCAAUUUAUACGGUUUCGCUUGCUGAUCAACAAAUCAAACCAUCUUGUGGUAUACUAUUGGUUAGGUUAGGUGAUUAAAUGAUAAGGAUUGCAUUCAAAGUUUGAUUUUAUUUGCCUAUGAUUGGUGUUAUAAAUAUAUUUUUAUAUGACAAACAUCUGGAAUUUUUUUAACUGUACAGUAAAGAAACACUAAUCAGUCUCACGGUGUUGACAGAUGGUUCUCAACUUUUGCUACAUAUCAAUUUUACUAAGAAUAUAUCAAAUGCUUGAACAACUUAAUUCCGGCAUUUAACAUUGUACGUAAAAGCCUGUUUCUAUUUCAAAUUCAUAUUAUACACACAAUGAAUAUGAUGAACUUUGUGAGUUGUUAUCAUUUUACCCUUCAGCAUUAUCAUCUAAAUUAUUUAUAUCAUACUCAUUCUGUUGUUUUAUUUCAUUUUAAUUCAAUUAAAGAUCAAAUCGUUUCUCGUGUAAGCAAAAACAUCAAAGUAUGAAUUAUUCUGAUAUUUUUAUUAGUCUCCAGGUUAAAUGAUUGUUAAAAAUUGGUAAACUAAUAUAUGUAAUAUAAAUAUAAAAAGAUAUGUUAAGUAAAGUGUUUGUAAAGAAAUAUGAAAUAGAACACUGAUUUGAAUGAGUGCCGUUUUGUUUUACCGAUAACAAUCAUACAAAGGUACAUGUGAUAUGCAUAUUCAUAUGGACUUUAAGUGAAAAGACAAGUUUAAUAAACAGCUUUUGACACAAGCGGUCAAGGUUGUCACUUCAAAAUAAGUGCCUUUUUAUAUUUCUUUAGCGAUAAUUUUGAUAAACUCCUUUAAACCUUUUUUUUAAUGUAUAUUACAGAGGUUGCAUUGUUACUCAAAUAUUAUAUACUGUUGGAAACACAAUUAUAUUCCCAAUAUUUAUUAUCGUUUUUGCAAGGUCUCUAUUAGAUCCAUUAAUCAUAUUGUGGACAUCAACGUUAAGAGUUACAAUAAUGCAUAGAGACAUAGCUACCUACUCGUUCUUCAAUGAUCUUUUGAAUUUUUAACAAUGAUAACAAUGAUCAAUGCUGUUAAAAUAGAACAAAAUUGUCCCAAAACUUAAAUGGGGCAUAGGACUUUUGCUUUUGGUGCCAUUAUAACUUGGUAUGAUGUAUUUUAUGCAGUGCUUUUCAUUGUAAUUGCUUAACAUUUGUAGCAACGGAUAGCUUUUAUAGCUUCUUCAAGAUAAUUGUGUGUCUAUAUCUAUAUUCAAAGUUCAAAUUCUUUCAUGUACUAUCUCUGUACGACAUAUAUUUUUAGUUUAUAUACUGUAAUGAUUAUAAAUGAUUUAUUUUUUUGGGGGUAAAAAGGUUUUCUGUUCUUAUCAUAUGUGGUAUUCAUCUGAAUUUGUAUGUGCUGCAAAUGUUCUGAAUAUCACACCGUGACGUUACUACUUUUUUUGUAACAUUUUGAUAUACGAUAUAUAAUUGAAAUCAUUGAAGUUUUAAAAGCAGAGAGGGCAGAUAACUUUCCGUUUUAUGACAAUGAAAACCUUUUGGCAGAGUCGUUCAUUCCCUAAGCUACUGUUAUCACCAAUGUAAAAUGUUAUGAUAUCUUUUAUUGUUCUUAUCUGAAUGUAAUUUAAAAUUUGUAUUUAUGUUUUUUUAUUGUGUUUUUUUAUGGUGGCGGUGUUACUUCUCAAUCUAUGUACACUAUUUAUAUUUAUUUAGUGUUGGAUUAUUGCAUAAUUGGUCUCAUGAUUUGUAUGGUAUUAUGAUGAAUAAUUUUUAUACAAAAACCUUGAAUGGUAUAUGUUUUCGAGUCUUUCAUGUAUCAAUAUUGCUGAAGCGAGGUAUCAUCUGUAAGUAGGUCAUGUCACAAUUACAUUUGGCUGAUCAUAUUUAGAAUUAUUUACCGCGUAUGCCUAAGCUACUGUUAUCACCAAUAUAAAAUGAUUUGAUAUUUUUUAUUGUUCUAACCUGAAUGUAAUUUAAAAUUUGUAUUUGUUGGUUUGUUUAUAUUAUGUUUAUUGAUGGUGGCGGUGUUACUUCUCAAUCUAUGUACACUAUUAAUACUUAUUAAGUGUUGGAUUAUUGCAUAACUAGUCUCAUGAUUUGUAUGGUAUUAUGAUACAUAAUUGUUAUAUACAAUCUUGAAUGGUAUAUGUUUUCGAGUCUUCCAUGUAUCAAUUUUGCUGAAGCGUGGUAUCAUCUGUAAGUUGGUCAUGUCACAAUUACAUUUGGCUGAUCAUAUUUGGAAUUUUUUAUCUCGUAUGCCUUACGUCAGAGAAAAAAGUUUGGCAGACAAACAGUUAUGUAAGAAAUGUGUGUGAAUAAUUUUAAAUAAAUCUUAAUGUCAAAUUUUGUUUUAGACUUAAUGUCAUAUUGGUAAACUUUAACUAUUUAGACAGAUACAGCAGUUGAUUUUCUCUUCCGUUGUCAAAUUUUCCUCUUUUGUGAAUCUAGUAAUCUGUAUAAAGUCGAUUCUUGGUAAUUAUAAAGCUGUUCGGGAAGUUGUUUCUUUUUUCUUAUCUAUAUCUUUGUAUUGAUAUUUUGUUGAGAUCACAGAUAUGAUUUUAAGGAAUUUUUAUUUCUUUCAAAACGUUUUAAAACUAAAGGAAGGAAAUUAACCAGGAUAUUUAAAGUCUUGUUCAUAGCGUGAAUAUAUAUCAUUAUCACACAGGAACUAAGAAUUUAGUAAUUGUACUCAUCACGUUUAGAAUUUGUGGCACGAAUAAUCAUGUCAAAAAUGGAUCGUAUAUUAAAUAAUAAAAUACAAUACAAUACAAGACAGAAAAAAAACGUUAUUCUAAAGUACAGUUUUAUCUCAAUUGAGAGCUCUAUAUAAAAUUCUUAUGUAUAAAUCAUAUAAAGAUUCCAUUUGUAAUAUGCAUUGCAUGUUUUCUUUUAAAUUUACUUGAAUUUUUGUUUGAUCAAGUUUUGGUAAUUUUUUUCCUUUUUUUUCCAUUACAUGUAGUUCCGAGCAAAUAGUUCUAGAGAUCAAACUGUCACAAGAAGAUUGGUUUUAACGUUAUUUUGUUUUUUCCUUUGAAACCUUAACUAAAGAAACCAUGAUACAUGUGUGUUACUUUAAAUUUCUGACGCCUUCUCGUCAAAAAAUUGUCUGCUUCGGUUGGUUAACUUUAUUUUAAGAUAUAUAGCUGUAUACUCCUAUUUUCACACACAUCUUUGAAUUUCAAAUGGACAAUAUGUUUAAAAUAUUUCUAACAUUGCGCGUCUGGUAUCUAUGAUGAGUUGAUUUACAAUAUCAAGUGCAUUUUAUUCUUAACACUGUUUAAUAAUUCAUGAAAAUCUUACCAUUAUAAUAUAAAUUGUAGAAAAAGACACUACACGCAGUAACUGUAGAGACUUUUGGUUUUUGUAUAAAUAUGUCAAUAAAUAUUACAUUUUAUUA
This is a messenger RNA of Mytilus californianus (California mussel), 7017 nucleotides long. RefSeq names its product toll-like receptor 8. Gene Ontology annotation, biological process: signal transduction. Gene Ontology annotation, molecular function: potassium channel activator activity; transmembrane transporter binding; voltage-gated potassium channel activity. The record is from RefSeq and is a predicted model, not a curated record. NCBI's taxonomy places the organism in Eukaryota, Metazoa, Mollusca, Bivalvia, Mytilida, Mytilidae. The transcript has a single exon. Gene Ontology annotation, cellular component: voltage-gated potassium channel complex. Bases 77 to 2329 code for a protein of 750 amino acids.